Rhodofomes roseus is the source of this 711-nucleotide messenger RNA. RefSeq lists its product as uncharacterized. Gene Ontology annotation, biological process: poly(A)+ mRNA export from nucleus. Lineage: Eukaryota; Fungi; Basidiomycota; Agaricomycetes; Polyporales; Fomitopsidaceae. Bases 1 to 711 code for a protein of 236 amino acids. Gene Ontology annotation, cellular component: nucleus. The record is from RefSeq and is a predicted model, not a curated record. The transcript has 7 exons.
AUGGACGCCAAGCUGAAAGCACUCAAGGUCGUCGACCUCAAGGACAUCCUCACCCGCGCCGGUGUCUCCGUCCCCAGCAAGUCCAACAAGAACGACCUCAUCGCGCGCGUUCUCGCGUCUCCCGCCGCCCUCGACGUGUACAACGCGCAGCACUCGCCCAAGGCACCCGUCGCGACGUCAGAAAAACUCACUGAACAACAGCCGCAGCCCACACGCGACGAGCCACCAUCAGAGCCACCUUCGCAACCCACACCUCCUGCCGCCACCCCGAACUCGCCUGCACGCGCACCCGUCAAGCCUACAUCAUCUGCCGCACAAGUCACACCCGACACGCCCUCCACCGAAACGGCAGCUACUCCCAAUGCCUCCAAGUCUGCCGAAGACGACGAGCUGGAGAGGCGGAAGGCGCGAGCAGCGCGGUUUGGCCUUCCCCUAGUCGAGCCGUCGAAAACGCCACCGGAGUCCAAGAAGGUCGUCAAGAACGCAAACACAAAGAUCGCUGGUGCGCCGCUCAACGAUCCGGACAAGCUCGCUGCUCGUGCAGCACGGUUCGGUACAGCGCAACCUGCCGCGACGCAGACGACUACCUCUCAGUCUAACGGCCGGAAGCGUAACGCGCCGCCGGUAGAAGCCGCUGACGAGGAGGAAUUGGAAAAACGGAGAAAACGCGCAGAACGGUUCGGGAUGCCAGUUGUUGGUGCGAAGGCUUGA